AUGUCUACCACUGAGCUCGUAGCAUUGUCCUACCGUCACUAUCGAUAUUUUCCCGGGAAGCCACUCACCCGUCUGCCAGAUAUCCGAAAACACUUCUACGUUUCCGAGGUUAUUCCUGUCAUAGGAUUGGCCCUAUGCUCAUUUGGAACGGGCGUAUACUUCAGCAAAGGGGACGCCAAGAAGGGUAGUACAGAGCGUCAACCAAGCAUGAAAGCCUGGCCACUCCUGAUGGGAAAGGGAGCAUACUGGAGUGGUGAUGAUGGAAUGAAAGAAAUGAUUCAGAAAGAAUUGAGGAAAUUCUUGGAAUUGGAACUUGCUGUGCCUUGA
Messenger RNA from Rhizoctonia solani, 327 nucleotides. RefSeq lists its product as uncharacterized. The record is from RefSeq and is a predicted model, not a curated record. The transcript is spliced from 4 exons. The coding region runs from base 1 to 327 and encodes 108 amino acids. NCBI's taxonomy places the organism in Eukaryota, Fungi, Basidiomycota, Agaricomycetes, Cantharellales, Ceratobasidiaceae.